This is a messenger RNA of Fraxinus pennsylvanica, 3564 nucleotides long. The record is from the annotation of a GenBank genome assembly. Lineage: Eukaryota; Viridiplantae; Streptophyta; Magnoliopsida; Lamiales; Oleaceae.
AUGGGGUCGCAACGCGGCGGCGUAGAUUCAUCAAUGGACGACGUCUGUGAAGGAAAGGAUUUCUCGUUCCCGCUGCAGGAGGAGAAAAUCCUGUCAUGGUGGGACGAUAUCAAGGCAUUUGAGACCCAGUUAGAGCGCACGAAGCAUUUCCCAGAGUACAUCUUUUAUGAUGGGCCACCCUUCGCCACCGGUCUCCCGCACUAUGGACAUAUUUUGGCUGGCACAAUCAAGGAUAUUGUGACCCGAUACCAGUCGAUGACCGGCCACCACGUGACCCGUAGGUUCGGGUGGGAUUGCCACGGGCUACCUGUCGAGCAUGAGAUCGAUCAGAAGCUGAAAAUUAAUAGUAGGGAGGAUGUGAUUAAAAUGGGAAUUGGGAAUUACAAUGAGGAGUGCCGAUCGAUUGUGACGAGGUACGUUCAGGAGUGGGAAAAGACUGUGAUUAGGAUGGGGAGAUGGAUUGAUUUUAAGAACGAUUACAAGACUAUGGACUUGAAUUUCAUGGAGUCGGUUUGGUGGGUGUUUUCCCAGCUGUUCCAGAAGGAUCUCGUCUAUCGGGGUUUUAAGGUCAUGCCAUACAGUACAGGUUGCAAAACUCCAUUAUCCAAUUUUGAAGCCAAUUCUAACUAUAAGGAAGUACCUGACCCAGAAAUCAUGAUAACUUUCCCCAUAGUUGAUGAUCCAGAUGGUGCAUGUCUUGUGGCAUGGACCACAACACCUUGGACAUUGCCUAGCAAUCUUGCACUUUGUGUCAAUGCCAACUUUAUUUAUUUGAAGGUCCGCAACAAAGUCAAUGGGAAAGUUUAUGUGGUUGCAGAAUCGCGUUUCACUGAGCUUCCUAUUGAAAAGCCGAAGAAAGGAACUGUUGAUAAUUCUGAAAAUCCAAAUUCAAAGGCCAAGGGUGCUAAAGUAAAGCAUAUUGAUUUCUACGAAAUAUUGGAUAAGUGCAUUGGUUUCUCACUCGUGGGCAAGAAGUAUGUGCCGUUGUUUGAUUAUUUCAAGGAGUUCUCCGAUGUGGCAUUCAGAGUUAUUUCAGAUAACUACGUAACUGACGAUAGUGGAACUGGAAUUGUUCACUGUGCUCCUGCUUUUGGGGAAGAUGAUUACCGUGUUUGUAUGGAGCAUAACAUAAUUAGCAAGGGGGAGAACCUGAUCGUGGCAGUGGAUGAUGAUGGAUGUUUCACUGAGAAAAUUGUUGACUUCAGCAAGCGCUACGUCAAGGAUGCGGAUAAAGAUAUCAUUCAAGCAGUAAAGGAGAAAGGCAGGCUUGUCAAAUCUGGAAGCUUUACUCAUAAUUAUCCUUUUUGUUGGAGAUCUGACACUCCCCUUAUCUACAGGGCAGUUCCUAGUUGGUUUGUUGCAGUUGAAAAGAUUAAGGAUCAGUUGCUAGAAAACAACAAACUAACAUACUGGGUGCCAGAAUUUGUGAAGGAAAAGCGCUUCCAUAAUUGGCUAGAAAAUGCGAGAGACUGGGCUGUUAGUCGAAGUAGGUUUUGGGGUACUCCACUUCCUAUAUGGAUUAGUGAGGAUGGUGAGGAAAUUGUGGUUAUGGACUCCAUUGAUAAACUGGAAAAACUUUCUGGUGCCAAGGUGACUGACUUGCAUCGUCAUAACAUUGAUCAUAUCACAAUCCCUUCAAAUCGUGGCUCUGAAUUUGGAGUUCUUCGACGCGUGGAGGACGUCUUUGAUUGCUGGUUUGAGAGCGGCUCCAUGCCUUAUGCUUACAUCCACUAUCCAUUUGAGAAUGUUGAUCUUUUUGAGAACAAUUUUCCUGGACAUUUUGUGGCUGAGGGUCUAGAUCAAACUCGCGGAUGGUUCUACACUCUCAUGGUCCUGUCAACUGCACUUUUUGGAAAACCUGCUUUUAGAAAUCUCAUCUGCAAUGGGCUUGUCCUGGCUGAGGAUGGGAAGAAGAUGAGUAAGAGAUUGAAGAACUAUCCUCCACCCUCUGAGGUAAUAAACGAUUACGGGGCUGAUGCAUUAAGAUUGUACAUCAUAAAUUCGCCCGUUGUUCGUGCAGAACCUUUACGUUUUAAGAAGGAUGGAGUAUAUGGCGUUGUAAAAGAUGUUUUUUUGCCAUGGUAUAAUGCCUAUAGGUUCCUUGUCCAAAAUGCUAAAAGACUUGAAAUUGAUGGACUCGCACCAUUUACCCCCAUUGAUCAUAACAUUCUUCAAAAGUCCUCAAAUGUCCUUGACCAGUGGAUAAACGCUGCAACUCAGAGUUUGGUUCAUUUUGUGCGGCAAGAAAUGGAUGCUUAUAGGCUGUACACAGUGGUUCCUUAUCUCCUCAAAUUUCUGGACAACUUGACAAAUAUAUACGUGCGAUUUAAUCGCAAAAGACUUAAAGGCCGGACUGGAGAAGAGGAUUGCAGAACUGCUCUUUCGACUCUUUAUCACGUGCUUCUGACAGCAUGUAAAGCAAUGGCUCCAUUCACACCGUUCUUCACAGAAGUUCUCUAUCAGAACCUAAGGAAAGUUGGGAGUGGAACAGAAGAGAGCAUUCACUUUUGCAGUUUCCCAGAAGUAGAAGCGAAGGAAGUUAACAGUAUUGAACAGAGUGUCACUCGGAUGAUGACAAUCAUCGAUCUUGCACGGAACAUUCGUGAGCGACAUAACAAACCUCUGAAAACACCUCUCAAGGAGAUGGUAGUUGUACAUCCCGAUGUGGUGUUCCUCGAUGACAUUGCUGGUAAACUAAGAGAUUAUGUGCUCGAGGAGCUUAAUGUGAAGUCUUUGGUUCCGUGCAAUGAUACACUGAAGUAUGCAUCCUUGCGAGCAGAACCUGAUUUUAGCGUUUUAGGAAAACGCCUGGGAAAAUCAAUGGGAGUCGUCGCGAAGGAGGUGAAGGCCAUGUCAACAGAAGAUAUCUUAGCUUUUGAAAAAGCUGGAGAAGUUACUAUUGCAACGCAUGUUUUGAAGCUUAGUGAUCUUAAGAUAAUUCGGGGUUUCAGACGUCCUGAUAAUGUGACAGAAGAAGAAAUGGAUGCUGCUGGAGAUGGUGAUGUCUUGGUGAUAUUGGAUUUGCAUGGGGAUGAGUCAUUGUUUGAGGCUGGAAUUGCUCGUGAGGUUGUUAAUAGAGUUCAGAAGUUGCGUAAGAAAGCAGCGCUUGAGCCUACUGACAUGGUGGAGGUCUAUUUUAAAUCUUUAGAUGAAAACAAAUCAAAACUUCAAGAAAUUUUGGAAUCACAGGAACUAUAUGUCAGGGAUGUUCUUGGGUCUUCGUUACUUCCCUCUUCUUUGAUGCCUCCACAUGCUGUGAUUCUUGACGAAGAGAGUUUUCGUGGGAUAUCAAAUCUCUCUUUCACCAUCACUUUGGCAAGACCUGCUCUAGUAUUCAACUCGGAUGCCAUUGUUGAGUUGUAUGCAGGCAAUACCAAGUUCACACAUGGGUUAAAAUCUUAUUUGUUGUCAAGGGACCACCAUAAUUUGAAGUUAGAAUUUCAGCAAGGAAAGGGUAAGAUCACAGUAAAGUGCAUUGAAAAUCAACCUGCAGUGGAUGUCGUAUUGAACAAACAUGUGUUCUUGAGUGUUGGCGAUUAUUUCUUGAGCUCAUGGACCAAGUAA